AUGAGCUCGCUCAUAUCCGGAAGCGACCUGUCCCAGCAGGACCCCCAGCCCGGCUCGGAUGCAGGUGGAGAGGACCAGGACGUGACCACCAGUCCUGAGAGCGUCAAGGCGGCAUCCGGCCUACUGUCAACCAGCUCCCGGGACACCACCGGUGCCACCGCCAUGGGUACCAACGCUCGUGCUUUGAAGCUGCUCCAGAAUCUCCAACUGGUGACAAGAGACGUGGCUCCUUCCACCGACCACUCGUACCGUCCCGGUCAACCUUCGGGACUUGCGAUCACCGCCGGUCGAGAGGAGCCCAGCCAGGGGCCUGGUGCUGUGCACCUCGUCAACGAGGUGCGCAAUUUGUGCAGUGAAGCGCAGGAGAAUCUGCAAUCGUUGAACCAGGCUAUCCACCACGCGACUGGCAUACCUGGAAGGACCGCAGAUCUCAUUGGCAAUGACUUGAAGGCUGUGGCCCAUCAGUUCAUUACUAUCAGCUCGGUCUGUAAUGCGCUGGAGAACAAGUUCGACGCAGACAAGCUCCACCAUCGCCGAGAACUGAUAGCCCAGCAAGCCUCGCAUGAGGCUUACCAGGGUGGUCUUCAUGGACAACUUGCCAAGGCCAACAUGACGAUUGACGAGUUCCAGAAUCGUCUCCGGCAAAUUGAGAAGAACUCCAAGGGCGAGCUGGAGGCCAAAGCACAGAGGUUGAACGAGAAGGUCAACAAUCAGAAGCGCCGCAUCAAUGAGCAGCAGGCUCAGAUAGAGACCCUGAAGCGGAAGCUGAGCCAAGGAAGCAAGCUCAGCAAGCUUGCCAUCAAUGACAAGAGGGAGGAUGACAGCUCUCCUCCGUCGGAAUUCCCUCACUCCGCUACUUCUGAGCUCACAUACAGGCACCGCAGAAGUCCUCCCGUCCCUCAGCCAAGGAUGGGAUCAUCCAUCACCCAGCAGGACCAGGAGUUCCUCCUCAACAACCUCAGAAGCAACAUUGAUGGCCACCAGGGCUUCCCUCCGCAUCAGGGAGGUACCCGAAUGGAAAGGGACAAUCACUUCCAAGGCGGACCAGCUCCUACCGCUCCCUCGUUCGGCCAGUUCGGCCACCAGCUUCCAGGUGCUAUCGGCCCAAACAACCCCAUGGGUGGCGCUCCAGGCUACUACGGCCCAUACCCUCCUGCUCCAGCAUACAGCCAACACACUGGUGGUCCCACCCACGGACCACCUGUGUCGCAUCACAUGUAUGGAAUGCCGAGCAUCCAGCCUUCUGCGCCUCUUUCUCACCAUCGAGUUGGCCCCUCUGGCUAUGCCCCUCGCAUCCGUCCUAGCAACGCCCUUGUUCUUCGACAAGACGACGGCGACGACCCUCAGGUGACCUCGUGGAGAGAGAUAUUCCAGAAACUGUUCAAUGCUGUCAAGGGCUGGACAGAGCAGUUCGACGAGGAGGUCGCCAGUGACUCUGUUCGCCGCGUUGGACCGGACAACCCAAAGCUGUGGGGCUACAUCCUGAAUGUGGCGUCUUGCUACAAGAACUCCCAGAGCACUCCUGGACAUGCUCUGUUCCUGCUGACAUCCGAAGAACACCGGACGAAGUUCAUCACUCGCUUGUUCCUCCAGUACCUUGAGCAGGAGGUGCUUCGUUCCAAGUUCUGGCUGGGAUGGGACGACAAGCUGGACGCAUUCCUGGAAUCCUCAGUAUUCCCUAAGCUGGAGACCACUAAGUAUUCGUUCGACCAGCGCCGCGUCGCACGUGAGCAUCUUCAGAGCAUCGUCGACCAAAUCGUCAGCGGCCCCGGAUACAAGACAGAACGUGACCGCAGGAUGGCAAAUCACGCCAAAGCCCUCCAAGACAUUGCGGGGUCUUUCUAUCUGAACAACGCUCAUCAGCAGAGUGCCAUCGUGGGACUGCACAGCAUCGCCAAGAUUGCGAUAGAGGUGAGCGCCAAGAUGAUGCAGAGCCGCCUGUCAUUCUCAUUCAUCUGGAACGAGUGCGGCGUCAAGUUUAGCCACGACUCCCACCUGGCCAUCAACGAAGACCUCCAUGGCUACGCGGUCCAGUUCAACAAGCACAUGCGCGUUGCCAUCGUCGUCACGCCCGGAGUCAGCUACCGCGACGACAAUGGUCCCAGCAUCGUGGCACGCAGCCUCUUCAAGGCGCACGUCAUGGUCAUGCAUUGA
Messenger RNA from Diaporthe citri, 2154 nucleotides. RefSeq lists its product as uncharacterized. The record is from RefSeq and is a predicted model, not a curated record. NCBI's taxonomy places the organism in Eukaryota, Fungi, Ascomycota, Sordariomycetes, Diaporthales, Diaporthaceae. The transcript is spliced from 5 exons. Bases 1 to 2154 code for a protein of 717 amino acids.